CUGGCGGCGUUUGCAAACUUUGCAGAGUGCAGUGGUCGCGCUGAUGGGAGCUCCUUGCACCCCCGCGGCUUCUCGGGGCAUCUCGGAGCCGCCCACCCGCUCAGACCCCAGGCGGGAUUCGAACCCCUGACCUAGGGCGCCAGGGACGUCGGGGCCGGGGUCUCGCUUCAGAGUGAGACAGGCAGUCUCCAGGGCAGGAAGUUAAUUCUCCAGCCUCGGAUCCCCCAUCUUCGAAGCAGGCCCAGGUCCUGUCCCCGAUCCCGGUCCAGCGUGUAUGUUGGGAGUCACAGUUUUACAGAGUUGAGGCUUUGGUGUGAGGGUUUUGGGGUCUGAUGCUUGAUCACUCUCAUGAAGGUAAGAAAAGUACACAGGACUGUCUGGGAUAAAAAAAGACAACUAAUAGCUUUAGGUCAGGUCAAACCAGGAAAGAGAAAGUUUUGGUUUUCCAGUUUAUAAGAUGGCAUGCACCUACAGUGCUCUGAGCUUAUAGGGUCCCAGCAAGGGUGAAAUGAAGUCACGGAGGUAAGGGGCCAGCCCUAAGGGGCCCAUCAGUGCAACUCUAAUGGCAAAAUGGAACCCACACUGGGCCCUGGGGGGGCAGAAGUUAAGACUCACACCAACCAAGUCCACAGAGCGGCCCUCCUCUAGUGGGCAGGGGGCCCAGCACUGGAUAUCUGCUACAGGCUAGGCUGUGCGGAGGGUAGGUCUGGCUCUUCUCUCCCACCAGUUACCUUCUGCCUGGUGUUGCCACCAGAGAGGGUGUAGGCAUCUCUGUGCGACGUCACCAGCUGGUUCCUGCCUUGUGUUGGGUGGCUGGGCCCAGAGGGUUCUUAGAGUACUCCUUCUCCUUCAUUAGGGGGAAUUUAGGGAAACUGAGGCCUCAAGGCGGUGGUGGCUGGCCUGCAGGCCAGAGGCAGAAGUCAAGUCUCCUGGCCCUGAGUCUGUGUGCGUGCCUUGCUCUGGGCGCAGGUGGCCUCCCCGGGGGCAGUGAAGUGGCAGCAAGUGCGUGGGGAAGGGGGGUGGGUCAGAUUUGCCCUCAGCAGCCAGGGGCCAGUGCUCCCGCACCUGUCGUACAGUGGGGUGGUGUCCUGUUAGUGAGCUGGCUGGUGUCCUGAGAUGAGGCUAGGCUCCAAGGGGCUGCAGUGGGCAGAGCAGACGGGUGGUCCUGAGGGCGCAUCUGUCUGGUCAGAGGCACUGGUCAGUUAAGGGGCCAACAGGGCCAGAGUGUGGUGCCAGCUGAGUCUUGGGGCCAUAUCAGCCACAGCCAGCCUCUCCCAGGGACCUCUGGAGCCUCUUGGUCUGUGUGACCUCGAGCAGGUCACCGACCUCUCAGAGCCUCCAUUUCCCCCCCUCAAGGAUGGGCGUUGACGGUCGACCUUCCAGAGCUGCCAGGUCUCGCGAGAUCCGGGUACAGUAGCUUGCUUGCGCGUGUCAGUUAAACCUUGUGAAAUUGCUGAUACUCAACUGUUUUUAACCAAUAAAAAUGGCGUUUUGUAGCCUAAGGGUAAGCCUAGGUCUGUGUUGGCUGCCUGAUUGUUGUCAGGAGAAUUACUGUUUAAGUGCCACAGGAGAACACGAGAGUGCUUUGUUCCUUCUCACGGAAACCAGAUUAAUCUUUUAGAAAUCAUCUUUCCCUCCUACUUAAAACCUUUCAUCGUCCUGAAGUUAAAAUGCAACUUCCCACCAAGACCUCCAGCUUUGUGGUUUGUCUCGCCUGGGCUUUUUUUGUUUUCUUGGCCUUUGGGGGUCGGGGGGUGGUGGGGACAGGCCCUGUCCGGAGACAUCUACAGAGGCCUUCGUUCCCCUCCACCCCCCCAUCGGGUAGGUUCUGUCCCAUUUCCUCUGCACUGUACAUGGACACUCGUUUGUUGUCUGUGUCCUUGGAUAGACUGGUGGCCCCACAUGGGUGGAGACAGGCAGGACCUGUUUGUUGGGGUGAUGGCCGGGCGCCCAGUACCUGCUGCAUCGACUGAUGAGGUGUGGAAUGUUGGGCCGCCCAGCGAGGCACCGAGCACCCUGGCUGGGCAUGGGUGGUAGGAUGGUCAGGAUGACUCUUGGGAGGAGGGUGGUCCAGUUAAACAUCUGUUGGUGUGUAAUGAAUCCCCUUAAGAUUCAAGUGACUUAAAACACCCGCAGUUAUUGUGUUAUCCGUGGUUGGGAGGGUGAACAGAGCUCAGCGAGGUGGUUCUCACUUAAACACCCGCAGUCAUUGUGUUCUCUUCUGUGGCUAGGAGGACGGAUGGGGCUCAGUCAGGCAGUUCUCACUUAAACACCCGCAGUCAUUGUGUUCUCUUCUGUGCCUGGGAGGGUGAACAGGGCUUAGCCAGGCAGUUCUCACUUAAACACCCGCAGUGAUUGUGUUCUCUUCUGUGCCUGGGAGGGUGGACAGGGCUUAGCCAGGCAGUUCUCACUUAAACACCCGCAGUGAUUGUGUUCUCUUCUGUGCCUGGGAGGGUGGACAGGGCUUAGCCAGGCAGUUCUCACUUAAACACCCGCAGUGAUUGUGUUCUCUUCUGUGCCUGGGAGGGUGGACAGGGCUUAGCCAGGCAGUUCUCACUUAAACACCCGCAGUCAUUGUGUUCUCUUCUGUGCCUGGGAGGGUGGACGGGGCUCAGACAGGCAGUUCUCACUUAAACACCAAACACCUGUAGUCAUUGUGUUUUCCGUGAUUUUGAGGGUGAACAGAGCUCAGCGAGGUGGUUCUCACUUAAACACCCGCAGUCAUUGUGUCCUCUUCUGUGCCUGGGAGGGUGGACAGGGCUUAGCCAGGCAGUUCUCACUUAAACACCCGCAGUCAUUGUGUUCUCUUCUGUGCCUGAGAGGGUGGACGGGGCUCAGCCAGGCAGCUCUCACUUAAACACCCGCAGUCAUUGUGUUCUCUUCUGUGCCUGGGAGGGUGGACAGGGCUUAGCCAGGCAGUUCUCACUUAAACACCCGCAGUCAUUGUGUUCUCUUCUGUGGCUAGGAGGGUGGACGGGGUUCAGCCAGGCAGCUCACACUUAAACACCCGCAGUCAUUGUGUUCUCUUCUGUGCCUGGGAGGGUGGACGGGGCUCAGCCAGGCAGCUCUCACUUAAACACCCGCAGUCAUUGUGUUCUCUUCUGUGGCUAGGAGGGUGGACGGGGCUCAGCCAGGCAGUUCUCACUUAAACACCCGCAGUCAUUGCGUUUUCUACUAUGGUUGGGAGGGUGGACGGGGCUCAGCCAGGCGGUUCUCAUUUAAAACACUCUCAGUUGUUACUAUUAUCUUCUGUGGUUGUGAAGGUGGACAGGGCUCAGCCAGACGGUUCUCAUUUAAACACCCACUGUCAUUGUGUUCUCUUCUGUGGUUGUGAGGGUGGACGGGGCUCAGCCAGGCGGUUCUCACUUAAACACCCAUAGUUGUUGUUAUUCUGUGGUUGUGAGGGUGGACGGGGCUCAGCCAGGCGGUUCUCACUCAAGGCCCCUCACACAGCGCCGUCACUUAGUGGCUGGGCUGGAAGUUGCUGAGACUCUUCACUCACGUGUUUCCCAUGUGCUGGCUGUUGACUCUGGCACUUGGCUGGAACCACAGCCGGGGCACCUACAUGUGGCCUCUCCAUGUGGCCUAGGCUUCCUGCCAGCAUGGCGGCUGGGUCCCAGAGUAAGAAUCAAGGGGCCUUGCUGUUCCUCUGCAGACGGGGCCUUGAGGUCAGAAUCGGGGACCUGCUCCUGGUCACAUGCAGCCAGGGAGCAUGUAACGGCGUCUCCUGUAUCCUUGCAAGUGUGUUUAUGCCUGGCCCAUGGCAGUACUCCUCUGCAGCCCUCAGCAGCUCCCCUUACUCGCCGUCCAGCUGGGGUCUCUCCCCGAGGUCCUAGGAAUGGUGUUGACCAAUGCGUGCCUGAUUGCCACCCUCUCUCCACAGGCCUCCUCGGUGGGGAGGCAGGAUCCUCGUGUGGCCACCUGCCUUUCCCACGGCCUGUGCCCUGUGGGGCCCGGCUUACAGACAGCAGCAGCCGUGUCCAUGGGUUCUGCCGACCACCACUUCAGCCUCGUGGAGAUUCUGUCGCAAAACUACGGUGUCCGGGAGGGGCGCGAGGCAGUGGCUGGGGGCCCACAGAAGCCUGAGGAGGAGCUGGAGAAGGACUUCAUCUCCCAGAGCAGUGACAUGCCCCUCGACGAGCUGCUGGCACUCUACGGCUAUGAGGCCUCGGACCCCGUGUCGGAGCAGGAGAGUGAGGGCACUGAUGCCACACCCCCCCUCCUGGACAUGACUUUGGACAAGGAGCAAAUAGCGAAGGAUCUGCUUUCAGGAGAAGAGGAAGAGACGCAGUCGUCUGCUGACGACCUCACCCCAUCCGUGACCUCACACGCAGCCUCAGCCCUGUUCCCCAACCAGAGCGGAUCCCGCUUCCUGGCCAGCGGAGACAAAGAGCCCAGCUCCCCCGCUUCCUCCGACACUGAGGAGGAUCCUCUCCCUGCCAACAAAUGUAAGAAGGAGAUCAUGGUGGGGCCUCAGUUCCAAGCUGACCUCAGCAGCCUUCAUUUGAGCAGACCCAGCGAGAAGAUCUAUGAGAAUGAAGACCAGCUGCUCUGGGAUCCCCACGUCCUGCCUGAGAGGGAGGUGGAGGAGUUUCUGUACCGCGCCGUGAAGCGGAGGUGGGACGAGGCAGCCGGGCCCCAGCUCCCGGACGGGGAAGCAGUGAAGGACAGCGAGCAGGCACUGUAUGAGCUGGUACGGUGCAGCUUCAACGCGGAGGAGGCCCUGCGGAGACUGCGCUUCAACGUGAAAGUGAUCCGAGAUGGGCUGUGCGCCUGGAGCGAAGAGGAGUGCCGGAACUUCGAGCACGGCUUCCGUGUGCACGGGAAGAACUUCCACCUGAUCCAGGCCAACAAGGUGCGCACGCGGUCGGUCGGUGAGUGCGUGGAGUACUACUACCUGUGGAAGAAGUCGGAGCGCUUCGACUACUUCACCCAGCAGACGCGCCUGGGCCGGAGGAAAUGCGUCUCUUCUGGGACCACGGACACAGACCAGGAUCUGGAUGGUAGUGACCCUGAUGGCCCCAGCCGCCCCCGCCCCUCACCACCCCUUCCCUCCACCGCCAACGGCUUGGGCCCUGAGCAGAGUGCCCUAGGGGGACUGUGUACAGAACCGCUGAGUGCGGACGGGACCACCCAUGGUCUCAGCAACCUUGGAGAGCCCGGAGCGGGUGGCCUCCUGACCUCGGAGCCAGGUCCCUGCGCCUUCCAGCUGCUGGACAAGCCCCAGGUUGGGCCCCUGCCCCAGCGGCCCCCGCCCCUGGCCGACCCAGCCUUCUACCCCCCAGCCUCGGCCGUCCUGGAGCCCGGCGUCCGCCCACGACUAGCAGUGGACUUGGCACUGCCUGGGGCCCUUCCUGAGGAGCUGCCCCUCAUCUCCAGCCACGUGGGUCUGGACAAGGACCACACGGAGGCCGUGGCCCCUGCUCAGGUGGCCUUGUCAGUUGCGGAGUUUGGACUCAUUGGCAUCGGGGAUGUGAACCCCUUCCUGGCCGCCCGCCCAGCACCUGGGCUGCAUGCGGAGCCCUUGUCACAUUGUAACGUGAUGACCUGUUGAUUCCCGACGCCUGGCGGCUCACGGCCCUGCAGCCACCACGAACCUUCCCUGGAUUGGGGCUGCCGCCCCGGCCCACCCGUCUGUCUUCCCGACCCCUUCCAGCAGGCUCUGCUUCAGGGUGUGUUGGGGAUGGCUCGAGGGGAUAGGGCUGUGGCCUGCGUAUCCUGGAUCCCGGCUGCCUGGUGGUGCCCCUGCAGCCAGUACACUCCUCAGACUCCACUGGGGCCUUCGCCAGCAGAGGGACCGUCCUGCCCCGGGAGACAGCCACUGCUCCGCCGCCACCAGCAGCCCCGCGGGCACCCGCGGCCGGCUCUGUCUCCCACACCGCCGCGGGGCCGGGUGGGCAGCUGCUACUCAGUGCCAAACCGUGGGGCAUGGAGCCAUAUACCUCGCUGUCCCACCCCAUACCCACCUGCUCUCCACUUCAGGAAAAGCCGCACUUUACUCCCACUGCCGCCUCCUCUCAGUCCCUAGCGCCCCUCAGUCUGGAGGGGCCCUCAGCAAACUUGGUGUGGGUGUGAGGAGCCGGGGCUUUAGGCCCCUUUCUUCGCCCCUCCCCGACACUACCAGGGGGGCUGGCACUACCCACUCCCCUCCUGGUGUCUCCUUUCUGUUGGACCCCCCGCCCCAGCGUGAUGGCUGAGGUCUUUGUCCUCACCAUCCCAUCCCCUGGUUUUAUUUAUGUCUCUGUUCACACGUUGGAGUGGGGUGUUCUGGGGUGGGCGCCCAGCCUCCAGGGUCAUCAAGGGUUUCUGUUUGAGCCCCUUCCUCAGAGUCAGACUUGACCCCCCCACCAAGGACCACACUGUGAAGUGAUGACAACUGCCUUGAACCCCCGCUGUUUUAUUUAUUAAACUUGAAUCAAAUCCCA
This is a messenger RNA of Loxodonta africana (African savanna elephant), 6425 nucleotides long. It is a transcript of the gene MIER2, whose product is annotated as MIER family member 2. The transcript is spliced from 13 exons. The record is from RefSeq and is a predicted model, not a curated record. Gene Ontology annotation, biological process: negative regulation of transcription by RNA polymerase II. Gene Ontology annotation, cellular component: nucleoplasm. Gene Ontology annotation, molecular function: transcription corepressor activity; histone deacetylase binding. The coding region runs from base 3761 to 5554 and encodes 597 amino acids. NCBI's taxonomy places the organism in Eukaryota, Metazoa, Chordata, Mammalia, Proboscidea, Elephantidae.